AUAUGGCGGCGUCACUCCGGCGACCGGAGACCCGGCUCUUCCGGACAUAUGGGGCUGCUGGUGGCGGAAAACCGCGGCGACGGCGGUCGGGCCGGCCAGCCGCACACUGGUUCCCGCCAAAGAACCAGGAGCAUUUGUUCAGUAGCAGCGACGCCAGCAGCGGCCGCUCCCAGUCUGUUGCUUCCGACGAUCCUGACGACCCUGACUUCCCAGGUAGCCCUGUCGGCCGACAGCCAAGGCGUCCUGGCGGCAGAGUCUCCAAGACCCGGCCCACGCUGGCCGCAACCCCGAAACACCUGAGGCUGCGACCUCGGCCGCCACAGAAGUGCAGCACCCCUUGCGACCCGCUCCGACCGCCGCCUUUCCCCAGCAGCCGCCCAGAUGUCCUCAGCCCGGACCUCGGAGUGUGCAGCCAGCCCAGGGACGGCGACGAGCUGGGCACCAGUGCCUCCCUGUUCAGCGCUCCGGCCUCGACCGACCUCGGGCCGCCCGCGCCAGAAAACAGUAUCAUCUCCAUCGGCUCCUCCACCUGCUCUGAUGCAACCUCUGCUGUUAUGAGCUGUUCCCCCGUCCCAGCAGCCUCACGGGACCAAGCAUCCCUGCCCUACUCCCAGGAAACAUUGAGAGAAGGCCGAUUCAACAGGAUGGUCCGCCGAGCUCGUGCAAGUCUCAGGUCAGCUCUCUUUAGCCUCAUGGACCCAGGAAAUCCUGAGAAUUCUGAGUUUGGAACAGAUGGGAAGAAUAUGAAGGAGUCCUGUGGUGAAAGACAGCUGACAAGAAACAGGCUGAAGAACUUGGAUCUGAGAAGUCAAGGUAAGAGAAUCACAGAGCAGGGCUCUCUUCAAAAGCUGGGGUAUCAACGGGCAAUCCGGAAAGAUUGUGACGAGGCCAUUGGUUGCAAGGGCUUAGUUGCACCAGAGAAAAUCAACAGGCCUAAGAGAACUGGGCUAAGCCGUAAGAGAAAACACGAUGAAGUGGAAACCUCUCUCUUCCAUGACCUCCAGUUUAAAAGGGGCCAAAAGACAGGGAAGGAUUCAUUCCUCUCUCAGGACCUGACUCCUUCGAAGGCCUGUUCUUGGGUUAAAACUAAGGCCUCCUUUAGUUUCCACAAAAAAAAAGUGGUGACUGAUAUGUCAGAGAUGUGCAGCAGCUAUACCAUUGCCAGUUCUCUUUCUGAGUCCCUCCUAUCAGAAAAUGCAAGCCCUUCUGUCAUGAACAGAACAAAUAGUGCACUGGACCCUUGGCACUCCUCUUCCAUGUAUUUGCUAAGCCCCUUAAGGAGUCUAUGUGUUGCAGACAAAAAGGCUUCUGAUGCUGAAAAGGUCUAUGGGGAAUGCAAUCAGGAAGGCCCAAUCCCCUUUAGUUACUGCCUUUCCCAGGAAAAACUAGAACAUUGUGAGAAGAUUGGGGAAGGAGUUUUUGGUGAAGUGUUUCAAACAAUUGCUGAUAACAUACCUGUAGCUCUAAAAAUCAUUGCUAUUGAAGGAGCAGAUUUAGUGAAUGGAUCCCAUCAGAAAACCUUUGAGGAAAUCUUACCAGAAAUUAUCAUCUCCAAAGAGUUGAGCCUCUUGUCUGGUGAGUCAUCCAACCGUACAGAAGGCUUUAUUGGACUGAACUCGGUGCAUUGUGUUCAAGGUUCUUACCCUCCCUUGCUGCUCAAAGCUUGGGAUCACUAUCACUCAACUAAAGGUUCUGCAAAUGACCGGCCUGACUUUUUUGAGGAAGACCAACUCUUCAUUAUACUGGAAUUUGAGUUUGGUGGGAUUGACUUAGAACAAAUGAAAACACAGUUGCACUCCAUAGCUACUGCAAAGAGCAUUCUACACCAGAUCACAGCGUCCCUUGCAGUAGCAGAGGCAUCACUGCAUUUUGAGCACCGAGACUUACACUGGGGGAAUGUGCUUCUAAAGAAAACCAAUCUCAGAGAGCUCCACUACACCCUCAAUGGGAAGACAAGAACGAUCCCUACCUGUGGACUACAAGUCAACAUCAUUGACUACACCCUGUCACGGUUGGAGCGGGAUGGGAUUGUGGUUUUCUGUGACAUUUCUAUGGAUGAGGACCUAUUUACAGGUGAAGGUGAUUACCAGUUUGAGAUCUACAGGCUCAUGAGGAAAGAGAACAACAACUGCUGGUGUGAAUAUCAUCCUUAUAAUAAUGUGCUCUGGCUACAUUACCUCACAGACAAGAUCCUGAAUGACAUGACCUUUAAGAAAAAAUGUAACACCCCUUCUUUAAAGCAAACAAAGAAAAAGAUCCAGUAUUUCCAUAGGACAGUGCUUAACUUCAGCUCUGCCACUGACCUGCUCUGCCAACAUAGUCUAUUUCAGUAAGCAAGAAAUGUGUCUUAGUGCCCCACAGUCAAGAGGGCACUGGUCUGGAAGCCUCCAGUAUUGUUUUCAGAUUGCGUCCCUAGACCAGGUUGGAGAUAAAAUUUCCAUUCUUACAGUUCCAGCACUUUUGUUUUCAAAUGGAAAAAAAAAAAAUGUUUGUUGAAAUGAUUGAACUAGCCAGGGGGGAUAGCUCAGCUGCAUAAGCGCCUGCCUGAAAUUAUUAAACUUGCUGUUAACAAAUGUUCUUAAAAAAUAAAUUACAUCUGUGGAGGACUUCUCUAAAUCGCUGUGCAUUCAGGUUUUGUCUCAUCAGCUCCUUCACUGAUGUACUAUGCACAGCACCAAAUUGUUAUAUGCUUUAUAUUGUUAAUACUUGUCUACAUCCUUUUGUUACUCCUAGUUUAGCUAUUAGAGGAACUUUAGGCUCAAACAAAAAUUAAGCAGGUGAAUAAGUUACAUAUAAGAACAGGUUUUUAUAACUUGUAAAUCCUCUAAUUGUAACCAAGGCCAGCCCUGGCUUUAGUUGUACUGAUGCUGUUGCUUGAGGUAACAAGGCUGGCUUUGGA
Molecule: messenger RNA, 2899 nt
Organism: Octodon degus (degu)
Lineage: Eukaryota; Metazoa; Chordata; Mammalia; Rodentia; Octodontidae
Gene: Haspin
Product: histone H3 associated protein kinase
Exons: 1
Coding region: 3-2333 (776 amino acids)
Biological process (GO): mitotic cell cycle; intracellular signal transduction; protein phosphorylation
Cellular component (GO): nucleus; cytoplasm
Molecular function (GO): ATP binding; histone H3T3 kinase activity
Source: RefSeq, a predicted model, not a curated record